AUGUCCUCCAUACAAGUAGAUGCUUCUAACACGCAGGAGAUAACAGCUUCUCUUGUUCCAAUGCACAUUCAAUAUACUGGGUCAGCAAAAACCCAGGAUUACUUUGCUCCAUCAAAAAUACGACCAGAUACUACAGAUGGCAACCAUGUUGCCUAUUUCAGAGGAUGCAAAUUGUUGGGUAAUCCAAUAGAUUUAUCGUCUUCUCAACUCAAGGGAUAUGUCAUUAACAAAUCUGAACAUUUGGCAAGAUCUGAAGAUGAAGACGGCCAAGAGGUAAUUACUACUGUUUCGAAUUAUACCGCAGAAGUUUCAUUCAAAGAGUUAAUGGUCUAUGGACACGACGUUCCUGCUGAACUGGAUAAUCAAUGGUCUUUAAUUCCAGAAUAUUGUAAAAUCAAUAGUAUACUCCAUGAUUAG
This is a messenger RNA of Spathaspora passalidarum NRRL Y-27907, 417 nucleotides long. RefSeq lists its product as uncharacterized. Lineage: Eukaryota; Fungi; Ascomycota; Pichiomycetes; Serinales; Debaryomycetaceae. Gene Ontology annotation, biological process: RNA catabolic process. The coding region runs from base 1 to 417 and encodes 138 amino acids. The transcript has a single exon. The record is from RefSeq and is a predicted model, not a curated record. Gene Ontology annotation, cellular component: ribonuclease H2 complex.